Molecule: messenger RNA, 2508 nt
Organism: Lodderomyces orthopsilosis Co 90-125
Lineage: Eukaryota; Fungi; Ascomycota; Pichiomycetes; Serinales; Debaryomycetaceae
Exons: 1
Coding region: 1-2508 (835 amino acids)
Cellular component (GO): mitochondrial membrane
Source: RefSeq, a predicted model, not a curated record
AUGACUACUGCUAGUGGAAAAGACGAUAUUUCCAAUUCUGAUUUCGACAUCAAUAUUCUUCAAGAUCCAUUGGUUGACCCAUUGGUUGAUAUGAAAUUUCCGUUACCAAUAGAUAAGGAAACUUAUAUUGAUAGUCCCAACAAUGUCAAAACUCUACACCAAUCUUUCAAUUUGUUGCAUUCAGCAUAUCGAUUCUUUACUGGAAAAAAAUAUUAUGACAAGAUUUAUAAAGAUGUUGAAUACAAAUACUUUAUGAAUAAACAUGAUGAUUCAUUUAAGAAAAAGUUCAAAGAUCAUAUGGAUGGUAAAUUGGAAAAAGAUGAUCCUAAAUUGGAUGAAAUUGUCUACAAUUUGAUUAAUCAAGAAUUAAAUAUGAAGUUGAUCAAGGCAUCUGAAUUUAAAUCAAGAUUUAAAGAAGUUAAAGACUACAUGAUCAAAUAUUACAAAGAUCAAAAUGAAAUCAAUUUACCUACUUUUGCGUCUCAUGAUUUUAUUAGAAGCGCUUAUGUAACAGUUAUGACAAUUAUGCAAAAAUUAUUCCCCAAGGGAAUUUGGGUUUCCAAUCAAGAGAUGUCAAAUUUAUUUCAGAAAUAUAUUGAAAAUCCCAUGUCCAUUAUAUGGGCCCCAUCUCACCAAUCCCAUUUGGAUUAUGUCAUUAUUCAUUUAAUGUCCAUAAGAUUCAAUAUUGCUACUCCAUCAGUUAUUGCCGGUGAAAAUUUAAAUGUUGCCGUUGUCGGUAAUCUUUUGAAAAAAUUGGGUGCCAUCUUCAUUCCACGUUCAUUCAAUAAUGAAUUAUACACUGAGCGUAAUUUAAACAAUGUGAUUGAAUUCUUGUUGGUUAAUAAAACCGCAUUUGAAGUGUUUAUUGAAGGUACAAGAUCAAGAGAUGGGAAAUUGUUGUUACCCAAAUAUGGUAUCUUGAAAUCAUUGGUGUCGAUAUACUUGAAACAACGUAACGAAGAACAUAAUGCUCAUUUUGAUAUGUUGUUCCAACCACUUGGUGUUACUUAUGAACGUAUUUAUGAAAAUGAUUCAUUUAUUAAAGAGUUGAAGGGAGAUGACAAGACUCAAGAAAGUCUUGUUGGAAUUGUUUCAAUUGCUGCACUGGCGUUCUUUCCCAAGAAGGAUCAAUUAGUUUAUGAUAAACAGGGGUUCAAUGAUAACUCAAAUCGUAAUUUGACAGGAAAGAUUUUUGUUAAAUUGGGUCAAGGUUUCACCUUGAGUGAAUUCCUCACAAGUGAGCAACAAAUUGCCGGAGGUGAUGAGAUCAAGAAUGAAAAAGAUGUCAAUUUAAAAAAAUUGGGAUUCAAAAUUUUACACGAAGUUAAUCGAAUUGCUUUCAUUCCGGAAAUUUCAAUCAUUGGUACUGCGUUACAAGCAUACACCGACUAUAGUGGCAAGACUAUUUUCACUACUAAUGAAAUGACCCCUACUUUGAGAUUAGUGUUGAAGAUGUUACUUAAAGAAAACGAAUCUUCAGUCACAAACAAGAUUAUCUUACAAGAUAUGUUGGAUGCUAAUGAUGCAGAAAUUGCAUCUGUUAUCAAGUAUUGUAUUGUUUCAUUCUUCAGAUUCAUCAAAGUUAACGAAAAGAAAGACCUCAUCAAGAUUGAAUCACCAAUUGAAUUAUUGUAUUACAAAAAUUUGACUAUCCAUUUGAUUAUUCAUAAAUGCAUUGCCAUGUAUCUUUUGUUAUUACUUGAUGGCGAUUACAAUUCGAACCGAAGAAUAUUGGGUAAGUUGUUUUACAUUGUCACGAGCUUGUUAAAGAACGAGUUCUUAUUUGAUUAUGACGAGAACCCAAGAAACGCAUUGAAUUUCAUUCUUGAUGAUUUGGUUGAACAGGGAGUUAUUAGCAGAGUCGAACCACAAAAGAGAAUCACCAGUGCUGAAACAACCCUUGCUUCCAAUACAUCUUCCUCUUCCUCUCCCUCUUCCAACGAAGAUGGCCCAGAAUUGCCAUAUUACAAGAUUGAAGAUCGUCAAUAUGUGAAAACAUUUGCCAACUUGGCCCAACCAUUUAUUGAAUCCUACAUUGUCUUGAUCACCAACAUCUUGGAAAUGACAACCAAUUUAGCCAACAACUAUGCCCGCGCCAAACGUCAACAAACCCACGCCAAGAUCAUCUUGGACGACGAAGACUUAAAAUACCCAACAACAAAAGGUUUACUCAAAUAUAUAAUUGAUCAACUGAGAAAGAAAGCCCGAUUCAAAUCCCUUGAAUCCAUAAACAAACAAUAUUUGGUUAGUGAUUUAUAUUACUUGAACAAUUUACAAUUGGUUAAAAUCUUUAAAAACAAAGCCAAAACCAAGGCAUUUGUUCAAAUUUUAAAUCCCAAGGAUCUUGAUAUUUUGAAUCAAUUUUUAAUGCAAUUGUUGAAUUUAAGUCAUGGGGAUAAGAGUUUGUUGACUGAUGAUGUUAACAUCAGUUAUAUCAUUGAUAUCACUGAAAAGAAUUUUGAUCGUGAUUCUGCUCAAAUUAGAAGAAAUCAAAAAUUCAAGUUGUAA